Molecule: messenger RNA, 4264 nt
Organism: Heterocephalus glaber (naked mole-rat)
Lineage: Eukaryota; Metazoa; Chordata; Mammalia; Rodentia; Bathyergidae
Gene: Nfatc2ip
Product: nuclear factor of activated T cells 2 interacting protein
Biological process (GO): cytokine production; positive regulation of transcription by RNA polymerase II
Molecular function (GO): protein binding
Source: RefSeq, a predicted model, not a curated record
AGAGACGGUUGUGCGUGGCAAUUGUGUGAGAUGGCGGAACCAGUGAGGAGUAGGGUUUUGAGGUCCCGAGGUGGCCGGGUCGGCCGAGGCGCUCGUAGUGGCCGGGGCGGUCGCGGGGGCCGGGGUGGACGUCCUCGCGCCCAGCGUUCUCCAGCCGGGCCCACUGUGGACACAGUGCUUGCGGACUUGGUCAGAGACGGCGAUGAGGAUGUCCUGGAGGUGGCCACCGCAGGCGGUGCAGUGGACGGUGUUGAGGUCCAGUCCCCGGAGCCCCGGGUGCCUGCUGCGCCUCGGGGCGACAGCGACAGCGACGGGGCGGACGCGCGGCCCGCAGGAGCCCUUCAGACCCUGGUCAGGCGGCGGCGGCGGCGGCUGCUGGACCCGGAGGAGGUGCCGGUGGUUCCAGUAUACUCCCGGAAGGUAGAAAGCAGUUUCCAUCCCAUCCCAGAUCCUCUGUCUCUCCUGAAAUUCUACCCUGAAGUUGUUGAGGAAGAAGCAGAUAUGGCAGAUUCCAGCAGUCCUCACCCUGAGGAUCCUGCAUUUCCAAGCUCUCCCUUGAAGAAACUGAGGAGUGAAGAUGAGAAAGAAGAGAAGGAAAAGGAGGUGUUACUGGCUGAGGACACCUCUCCUUUGCCCUCACCUCCACCGAGAGGCAAAAGCAGGAAGCGUACUCCGGCACUUCAGAAGUUAAGGGAGGUGAACAAGCGCCUCCGAGAUCUCCGAUCCUGCCUGAGCCCCAAGCAGCAUCAGGGCCGAGGCCACCGGAGCCAAGAUGAUGAGGUUCUCCUCGUAGAAGGGCCUGUCCUCCCAGACAAGCCCCGGCUCUUCCCACUCAAAGUCUGGUGCCGGGCUGAUGUGGUCCGAUUGCCCAUCAAAAUGUCGGAGCCUCUGCAGAGUGUGGUGGACCACAUGGCCUCUCAUCUCGGGGUAUCCCCAAGCAGGAUUCUCUUGCUCUUUGGAGAGACAGAGCUGUCCCCUGCCGCUACCCCCAGGACCCUAAAGCUUGGAGUGGCUGACAUCAUUGACUGUGUGGUGCUGGCAAAUUCCUCAGAGGGUGCAGAGGUGUCCCAGCAGCUCCGGCUCCGGGUGCAGGGGAAAGAGAAACACCAGAUGCUGGAGAUCUUGCUGUCUCAAGAUUCCCCCCUUGAGACCCUCAUGUUGCACUACGAGGAGGCCAUGGGACUCUCUGGCCACAAGCUCUCCUUCUUCUUUGAUGGGACAAAGCUUUCGGGCAAGGAGCUACCAGCUGAUCUGGGGAUGGAAUCUGGGGACCUCAUCGAGGUCUGGGGCUAAAACCCCAUUCCCUGUUUGGAGGCCCAGCCAGACUUAGGAGAAACUCCUUUUUGGCCCUGUAAGGGUGAGCAGAAGGUGAGGUCGUUUAUUUUUAAACUGAAUCAAAAGCAAGGACUGACUCUGGGCCCCAUCUCCUAUCAGCCCUGGCCUCAAGCCGUUAACCACCAGGUUAAUUGCACGGGGGUUGUUGCUGCCCCCAGUGGCCUGUGGUACCACACACAUGUGCUGAGUUUUGUAGCCCACCUGUCCUAUUGAAACUCCGCUACUGCCCUUUGCUUCACUGAAAUGUCUGCUCCAUGAAACUUUGCUCAUGUUUAAAGAGUAAGUUGAAAUAAACAAGGAUUUGGUAUGGGUUUCCAGGUCUGGGAUUUACAUCACACUGAGUACCAACAGUGGCCUUAUUCUCACAUGGGGGCUGGGUUUGCUGGAGCCAUGUGUGAUGCAGGCUCCUUAGCAUGCAGGAGAGGAAAUGAGUAGAGCAUGUGUACUGAGCUUAAGCACAGGUAGACAGGAUAGUCUUCUAGGAUAACAGUAGUGGAAUCUCAGCCCUGAGUAUCUCCUCAACCCCAGGACUCUAGUCACUUUUUCUGGUGCACAUAUUUAAGCUGUUUUGUUUUGGAACUUGGGCAUAUAGUCUCAUGCAAAAAUUCUCUGGUUUUAUGACUUUCUCCCUUCUUUACACCACUCUCAUUAGUACCCCAUCUAAUAUAUUUAUUACACAUUUGAAUAUAUCUUCUUUUUGGUACCGGGGAUCGAACUUGGGACCUUGCGCUUGCGAGGCAGGCACUGGAACCACUGAGCUAAAUCCCCCGCCCAUUUGUAUAUAUCUUUAAAAGAUAGUUUUAUGAGGGAGUGGUAUCGUGCAAUAGAUCCUAUACUCUUUUCACCCACCAUGUGUGACGCUCUAGCCUGCUGCUCAUUGUAGCUGUAUCGUUGCCCUGAACUGCUUCCUGGUGCUGCACAGGGGCAUCACCUGCAUUUUGUCACAUGAUGUCUUACGUGGUUGACCCCUGGGUGCUUCCAGUGCCUUGGCACUGUACACAGGCCAUGAUGAACAUCAUUUUCUGGGGCCCCUUCUAUGCUUAUGUGAACAGUUCUCUAGGCUGUGUGCCCAGGAGAGGAUAAUGGGUCAUUCAGAUGAAUUUCUUUGGCUUCCCAGAUUUUUCCUCAGAAUGGGGAUUGACUCUCCCAUUGGAAGCUUCCCUUCUCAUCCUUACCACCACUGAGUGUUGUCCAACUUUCUGAUUUUGGAUAAUCUGAUGGGUAUAAAAUGACACCAUGUUUUAAUGUGCAUUCACCUGAUCAUUAAUUUAGGUACAUUUUUUUUUAGCUGGGCAUGGAGCACACAGUAAUUCCAGCACUGUGGAGACUGAGGCAGGGUUAGAAAUUCAAGCCCAGACUUGGCAAUUUAGCGAGACUUUGUCUUAGGAUAAAAAAUUAAAAAGGGCCAGGGAUAUAGUUCGAUGCUAAAGCCUUUGGUUCAAUCCUAGUACUGCCAGCAAAUACCAAAAAAGAAUUUUUAAAUGUAUCUAUCAGCCUUUCUGAUUUCUCUUUUUGUGAAUUGCUCAUUUUCUUUUUUUUUUUUUGGUACCGGGGAUUCAACUUGGGUCCUUGAGCUUGCUCAGCAGCCAGCGAAAUCACUGAGCCAAAUCCCUGGCCCUAUUUCUUUUUUUUUUUUUUUUUUUGGUACCAGGGAUCAAACUCAGGACCUUGCGCUUUUGAGGCAAGCAGUGGAACCACUGAGCUAAAACCCCGGCCCAAAUGCUCAUUUUCUCAUGGAGCUUCCUUAUUUUUUUGAUACUGGGAAUUGAACUCAGGACCUUGCACUUGACAGGCAGGCACCGGAACCACUGAGCUACAUCCCCAGGCCUGGAGCUUCCUUUUUUUAUGUUUGUUUAUUCUGAAGAGUUGCUUGUGAAUUCUUGGGUGAUUGCAAAUAACUCCUAGAACAGCACUUUGUGUAUGUAGGGCUAUCUUUCACUGAACAUUCUUGAUUUUUUUUCUGCCCAGUACCAGGGAUCAAACUCAGGACCUUGCGCUUGUGAGGCAGGUGCAGCGCCACUGAGCUCAUCUCCAACCCCUAUUCUUUGUUUGUUUUGGUACCAGGGAUCGAACUUGGGUCCUUGUGCUUGUGCAGCAGGCGGCGAAACCACUGAACUACAUCCCCGGCCCCCCUAUUCUUGAUUUUAAUGUAGACAAAUUAACCAUUUUGUUAUAAAGUUUUUGCAUUUCACUGUCUUAUUUAAAGAUAUUAACAGAAGAAAAGUUAGCUUGGUGGUUUUUCCUCUCCUGUUGAGGUCACUGAAUAAGGCUGAAGUCCAGCUAGGACACUGUGAUAUGGACUGGCUGGCAGCUGUUCUGGAGGUCAAACAUUGGGUUCUCACUGGCCAAUACCAAGCCAUAUUGGCUGCUAAAUAGGGAGCCUCGCUUUUAUAGGAGGUUUUUUUGUUUGUUUUUUUUGUUACUGGGGAUCAAACUCGCUUGCAAGGCAGGCGGCAUAACCACUGAGCUAAAUCCCUGGCCCCUGGAGCUUCACUUUUAUUUUAUUGUAUUUUAUUUUUUCGGUACCGGGGAUCGAACUUGGGUCCUUGUGUUUACACAGCAGAUGGCGAAACCACUGAGCUAAAUGCCUGGCCCAAGCCUCACUUUUAAAUGAUUUAAAAUGUACCUACCUUUUUUUAUGUGAAACCAAGUUUUUUUUCUUUUUUUAAACCUUAUAGCGAGCCAGUUUUAUCAGUUUUGUCUACUAAAACCAUUAAUCGUCCACUGACAGUGGUAUAAUUUUAGCAAAGGUAUGUUGACUUCAUAGUAAAAUUUUAUUGGAAUGUGGGAUUCCUUUGCAUUUUAAAACAUUUAAAUAAUUCAUGAUAUGUCCUAGCUCUUCCUGUUUUCAGAUCUUUUGAGCCCAUUGAUAAGCAUGUACAUAAUCAUAUGUACUCCAUCUCAGCAGAAUAAAUGGUAAUACACUCCA